Phymastichus coffea is the source of this 4978-nucleotide messenger RNA. RefSeq lists its product as uncharacterized. The transcript is spliced from 5 exons. The coding region runs from base 1140 to 1970 and encodes 276 amino acids. NCBI's taxonomy places the organism in Eukaryota, Metazoa, Arthropoda, Insecta, Hymenoptera, Eulophidae. The record is from RefSeq and is a predicted model, not a curated record.
UGCUGCUGAAUAUGAAAUUUGGUUUUAUUUUGAUUUUAUGAGUACAUUCUUAUCAAGCUUUUGAUUAUUUCAUUGGAUAUCGUAUUAUCGUUUACGUUUAUAAAUUUCGACGUAUUUUUCACUUGUGGACGACUCUUACGAUUUCAGGCCUCGCGAAUGUCGAAUUAUUUUGAUAUUAGCGUAAGAAAAUUGAGUUUUGCACAGCAGUGCUGUUAAUCCGUCGACCAACUUGUAAAAGGAAGCUGAAGAAGACUCAGAAGCCAAACGACGUGUCGGCGAACUGUUGCCCAGCCGCGAAGUUGUGAAGUAGCCCUAAGCCAAAAGGUAGAGUGAGAGAGAGAGAGAGAGAGAGAGAACACUCUAGCAGUGCCGCGCGCGCAUCCCUCCCGGCGCGUGCGGUACGCUAGCCAACCGCGUUGCCACUGUGGAGACGGAGCAGCGAAAAACUGAUACCCCCGGCACCUGCAGUUGUAGCCUCGGCGCCGGCUCGCACGCUUCUCUCGCUCUCUUGCUCUUGACCUUUUCCCCGUUGACGACUUUGCCGUUUGUAAUUCGUUCUCUCGUCGCGUUGAGUCAUCUCGCGCGUCGUUACGUGGCCGUGAGCUUAUCGCGCGAACCAGUCGGCGAUGCCGUUUUUAUACGGAGUAUAACUCGCGGCAAUGUGACUUUGAUUUUUACGUGCUGAUUUUGCCGGGCCACGGGUUAUAGCCCGGGUAUAGUCAGUAUGACGGUCAGUUUGUCUGGCUUUUCGGCGUCCGUUUCUCGUCGCUCGAACGAAUAAAAGAAUUUUUACCAAUGCAACGCGACGUGAAAUUGCAAUCCUUUAGGAAUGAAGAAAGAGAAUCUUUGUUUGCGUGAAACUUUUAAAAGCUUUGCAAACGCGACGACCUUUUCUUUUCAUUUUGAUAAUGUAGAUUUUUCUGCUGCACGUUCGCCCCCCCCCCCCCGCACAGCAGCGCCGGGCAAGGAAAAUUGAAACAAACGAAUGCAGGCUGCGAAUAAAAUAAACGAACAAAGAAAGGUUUUGUUGACGGUGAGCGGAGCUAUCGCUGUGUGGCAAGGGCGAAAUAUUUACGCUAUCGAGAUAAAAAGAAUCUCAGCAUCGACUGGAACAGCAGAACUUGGGAAUUAGGAAAAACAUGAUGCAAGUAACCGGUGGUGCUAGUGCAAGUAGUAGUAGUAGUCCGAUAAAACCAAUGAACAAUAAGUACGACAGACUCAGACGUAAAGGUUUGGCAUUUUUCGCAAGUGUGUUCAGUUUGAGAAAGAGCACGAAUUGUCUGCUCGCAGGCAUGAGGAUCGACGAGGGCACGAGCAGCACAAGUACCACCACUACGCAACGCUCCACGAGGCUAAUUGAUAAUCAAGAGGCGACUGGCGCGUCGAGGAUCCCGUCGACCCUGAGCGUGGACGCGAUGGCAUGCAGGCAAGCCGCCACGUCGCCCUCCCACUCGAUCCUGACAUUGACCCCCGGCAGGACCCGGAACAUCGACCAGGACAUGGAGGCUAUUCGGCUCAGCCGACAGGACAAUCCCUAUCUGCAGAUACUAGCGAGUAAAGAAAGCCUUAUAGAGUCACAUGAAGAAUCUGAAUCGGAUGACGUUAUCCUCAUGUCACAAGAAUUCGGCGACACGGAUCCACUGACGUUGGCGCAAGUGCACGAGCAUCUGGUACGAAGUCCGCCGCCGGUGUCUUGGAACCACACGCCUGUAUUUCAUUUUCCACACCAGCAGCAGCAGCUCAAGAGUCCUGGCAGCAAGUCCGAGCAGAGCGCCAGUCACUACAACAGAGCUGCUUCGCCGAAAUCGAUGCCGUUUCGUGGCUGCGACGAGCACAAGGCCGAUGAGAUUCGAGAUCGUCACUCGCAUACGUUCUCGCUACUAAACCCAACACCGAUCCGUUCGUUGUCGGAGGUGCGUCGACUGCAUCGCUCGGCCGAGGACAGCGUACAAUUGAUGUCGUCCGAGUGAGCUGACACCCUGAAAAGUACCCCCGGUAUUUCUCUCGUAGCCUCUUACUGGAGAGGACACUACAUCGUACUCUUCCAAGAAAGAGGGGCUAUUGUUCAGCCUUGUUGCGGGUGAUCGCGGCGCGACUGGAAGGCUUUCAACAACGAUGUACGCAGCGCUUUACUUUUUCCGUUCCAGUGCCCUAGGCACUCGAAAGAUUCGCCUUCGCUGCUACGAUGAUAUUGUUUUUGCGUUGGACGCGCUUUUACGCCAAGGGAAGCUCGUUUUAUCUCUUUCUUCUUUGAGAACCGUCAAGCUACUAUGGCAAUCUAGAUUUCCGAAAAUGACUUGCGAGAAAGAUAAAUUUGCGUCUUUUUCUUUAACGUUCGGCAAUUUCUUUUUAUUUGUCCAGCCAUCGAUUUUUCUCGCUCGAUACAACUAAUUCCAAAGCAAUUCAUAAUUGCGAUUGGUGACGCUCACGAAAAAAUCAUACAUCAAUUGUAAAAGAGAAAGAGAGAGAGAGAGAGAGAGGGAGAGAGAGAGAGAAGCGCAAUAAUUGCUCGAGUAAAUCUAGAUUUUUGGCAGGAUUGCGAUACAGAUGGCGACGGAAGAGUAAUAAACAAGUCGCCAUGCGGAUGAAAGAAAACCAAAACAAAGUAGAACAGUUGCCUUUUGCCACACAUGCAUACGGUAUUGCAUAAAGCUCUUUGUCUCUCAAGUCUUAUCGUACAAUUCUAGUCGGGCCUACGUAUCAUCGCUAAAUUCAUUAUGUACACUAGGCUAUUGCGAACGAGUACAUUGGUCGAGUGCACUUGUGGCAACUUACGUUGCUGCAAAAAAUGCAACUGCAAAGUUAUCGAAUAUAUCUGUUCAUUCCGAUGGUCUUUGAAUCUUGAGAACCAUCAGAUUAUCGUAAGAAUGAUGAUUUUAAUUCAUCAACGUACAUACAACUCACAUGGCUUUUUGCGACGUCGGUUGAUAUAACACUGACAAGAUCUGCGAUGUAAAAAUAAAGAACAACUCUUGAAUUUUUCAAUACAGUAUUGCCAGUAAAUUAUAAUAUAGUGAAUAAGGAAUGAUUUCCAAUACUUCUGCAAUUCAAUCUUCUCUUACAUAGACUUGUGUAACAGCAAAUACUCUACAGCAUCACCGAUAUUUUUGUAAAUUCAUCAUUAGUUCCAAUGACUUCGCUUCAUCCUGAAAACUAUUUUUCUAGGAAAACAAAAACUAAAGAAAACUAAGCGAUCGAUUUUUACAACGAUCUUUUCCAAUUUGAAAGAAAGAUAAGUCUUUUUUGAGUACAUGAGAAUUCUGAAGAAGUAAGUUUCUUUGGGGUUCCAGUCCUCUUUCACUCAAUGGUAACGCGUUCGAUUGUCAUGUUCUUCAAAUUUAUAAAAUCGUGCAUUUCAAGUUUCAACCAAAUUAGCUGCAAUAACUUCUGCAUAUUCUGCACAAAAACUUUUCAAUAGUUUGAAAACAAAGAAUAUCAACGUAACGUUCACAGAAAAACGUUACAUGACUAUCCGGGAAUAAGUGGAAAAAGCAAGGCUUUCUUUAAAAAGCAUUGAAAUGUUAAAAUGACAAAUUAUAUCACUGAGAUAAAAUUGUUAUUAUUGGAUCUAAUGUUUAUUGAGAGAGCAAUUAACGUUGCCGCUGAGAAUUGAUAUUGAACGUAUCCGUAUAAAUUUGAAGAAAUGAGAUAUGUAGAUAGUUAUAGCUCUAUUAUAUUCUGUGUGUAAAUAUAUACAUAAACUACAGAGAUAGCGAGAAAAAAAAUCUUUUCUAUAGUAAUUAGUCUAAAAAAAACUACGAAAGUUACAUAAGAUAAAAGGACUCGAGACGAAAAAUUUUACGAUCUAGUCAUCAAACUAUAAUACUAAGAAAAUGUUACUACGAGUUUUGCCGAAAUGAAAAUGGUUAUAUUACAAAAAAUUUUUCCAUUAUUUUUAACGAGAAUAAGUGCUUGAUAUAUUUUUUUGGGAGUUGCUUGAAAGGGAACUACAUGAAUGAUAUUUACUCGAAAGCCUAUACUUGGAUCCAUAAUAUCAAUUUAUUGUAAAUUCCCUUAACUGUUCGGAGAUUGAUUUAUUGAAUAUUUUUAUUUUUAGAAAGCUGAAACAUCAACUGCUAUGAGAAAUAUAUAAAUAACAUCAGAGAAAAUCGAGGAAAAUAUAUUUGCAAUGUACCUAAGUAAGAGGAUAUAUCCAGAAAUAAAUAUUAUAUGUUCAAAAAUGUUUGUUAAAAGCUUUAAUAGCUCGGGAAAAUAACGAGUUUUGUAUGUCUUGAGAAAUUUUCUAAAAUAGUUGCAUAGCUUUAAAUGUUACAAGAAAAAUGUAUUGUUAUUGAUUGGCUUACGAAUAAGUCAGAUUUUCGAUAUUUCUAAUCAAAAAUGAGUAUUGAAUCAAUAAACAUAUAAGUAAAUUAGUGCCUAUAUUUGGUGAUUGAAUGUCAUAAAUGUAGUUACAUUAGCUUGUUAUCAAUGAUUGGAAGAGAAACAGUUGUAUAUCAAAUCAAAGUUACUGGAUUUAUCCUCUUCUGUAUCAAAAAUAAUUAUAAAGGCCUAUACGUAUAAUAGUUCAUUAGAUUUGUAUUGAGCCAAGAAAGAAAACCAGUUGCAUAAAAUGUUUUCAAACGAUAAAUCUCAAACUUACAUGUGAUUUUUUAAUGAAAUCACGUUAAUAAAAUUUUACAGAAGUCUUGCGUUUGUGUCAUUAAAACACAAAUAUCAAUCCUCGUAUUUCCUUACAAUGUGCAAAAGAAAACAGAUAAUAGCUCUGAUUCAUUAAGCAAUAAUGAUAAAACAAUGCAAAUAUUUGAACAAGGUUUUGUGCAACUUAGAUGCGACAGUGUUUUGCCUCUUUGUAAAUGGUUCGCUGUAUCUUAAUGAAAUAUUUUGUUACUUAAUAUGAGCUGCACAUCUUACGUUCAAUGGAAUUUAAAUUGAGCUCAUUUGUUAGCAUUGUGAAAGUUGAUUUUUAUUUGAAAAAUUAUAAAUAUAUUUGUGUUACUGCAAAUCAAUCAGUGAAAAA